AUGAUCGCCGAUAAGUGUGGCAAACAGUUGUCACAGAAUGAUGCUUUAGUCGGUGCUGGGCCUGUUGUACCUAGUGAAGGCAUCGGAAUCGUUCAAAGGGUGCCGCCAACGGGCUCUAGGGAUGCUCAUUCGAACAUGGGUGAUGGUCCACGGAUCGCGGAUGGCGGAGGAAGUAAUGGCGACCAGGCGUCUGCAGAUCAAAUGCCUCCGGAAGCGGGUAAUUGUGGCACUACAGAUGGUGAAAUUAAAAGGUCUGUUGUAAAGAGGAGGCCGUCCUGGACCCAGUUUUCGAACCCAAAUCCAACGUUAGGAGGGGGGUCUUCUUGUGGAGGCGAAAAUGACUCGUUAUGUGCGCAACAGCACAAGAAUGGAUCUUGCAGUAAAAGCGGUGAUGAAAUUGUUGUAGCAACGAAUCCGAAGAGCUGUGACGAAGAUGAGUUAGUGUGUUGCAUUUGCUUAGAAGGAUACAAUGAAGAAAAUCCUAUUCUCUAUGGUGAAUGCAAACACCACUUUCACAUGCCCUGCCUGAUGGCUUGGAAGCAGCGUAGUAAUGUUUGCCCCAUGUGCGAUUCGGAGACCCUGAGAGGCGUUGCGGAUGACCAGGAGCCCCCCCCUCGGAGAACGUCACCUACCUCUUUGGAUGAUCACCUUUCGCCCACAGCGCAUCAACGGUAUAGUAGGCGCGAGCCGCGCAUUCCCAAGAACCCGGGAGUCCGUGGCCAUCCCGGUCGUCCCCUUCAGGGAAGGCAGCCAGGCAGCGGCGCACGCCCCACAAAUCACCCUCUUGGUGGUGUGUCGGGUGACUCGGGCCAUCGUAGUGUAGGCAGCACCGGUAACGGCGGCAGGGCAGCGACGGCGAAGGUUAACCGACAAGUGUCCCCCGCGCAGAAUGGCCAGGUCGCAAGCAAGCCUAAACGUUCAUUUUUCAGUAGGGUAUUUUGCUGUUUUAAACGGUAA
Messenger RNA from Trypanosoma brucei brucei TREU927, 957 nucleotides. RefSeq lists its product as hypothetical. The transcript has a single exon. The record is from RefSeq and is a predicted model, not a curated record. NCBI's taxonomy places the organism in Eukaryota, Euglenozoa, Kinetoplastea, Trypanosomatida, Trypanosomatidae. The coding region runs from base 1 to 957 and encodes 318 amino acids.